Messenger RNA from Solenopsis invicta (red fire ant), 4794 nucleotides. RefSeq names its product staphylococcal nuclease domain-containing protein 1 (gene Tudor-SN). NCBI's taxonomy places the organism in Eukaryota, Metazoa, Arthropoda, Insecta, Hymenoptera, Formicidae. Bases 539 to 3226 code for a protein of 895 amino acids. Gene Ontology annotation, biological process: mRNA catabolic process; regulatory ncRNA-mediated gene silencing. Gene Ontology annotation, cellular component: cytosol; RISC complex; nucleus. The record is from RefSeq and is a predicted model, not a curated record. Gene Ontology annotation, molecular function: RNA binding; nuclease activity. The transcript has 9 exons.
CCAGAGCCAGGUGCAGAGGUGCCAAAACGAACGGACCUCCCGGCACGAAUUCUCACUCAGGCCGACCGCUCUCGUGCACACCAGGUCGAAGGCGGAGCGUAGAGUGCGACACCGUGUCGCGCGGCGUGUUGUCGCGUGUUGCCACAUCACCACCGAACCCAAGCGAAUUUCGAAGCGUGUCCACCGCGGUGUGUAGAUCGCGCUCGCGCCGAUCGGCAGCCACCUCGCAGAGCUCGUGCAAUAUACGUGGACGAGGAAGCGUGAGAGAAUCCGUGGGCCGCCGCCGCCUGUCUCUGCCCCGCGUAUCAUCAGCCAACAUGACAACUCGUCGUUCCUGAGUCUAUAGCCCACCUCGCGAGAGUAACUCUCCUUUUUCUUCUUUUCUCCCGCGACGCGCCACGAGGAGCGAUAAAUCGCGGAGUCACGAGCGCAGCUGCUACCGUACCCUUGAGCCGAGAGCGCACGUGCGGAUCGCUGGAACGAGCGCACCGACGUUGAUCGCACCGAUUUUCCCGUCCGAGGACCAUCGCGCGACACUAUGAGCGCACCCCAGGCACCGGUGAAACUGCGGAAUGGGGUGGUGAAGCAGGUGACAUCGGGAGACACCGUUGUCAUCCGUGGACAACCUAUGGGCGGUCCUCCACCUGAAGUAACAAUUACCUUGUGCAACAUUACUGCUCCAAAAUUGGAACGUUGGAAAGGAAAUGAUAGCACCGAUGAGACCAAAGAUGAGCCGUAUGCUUGGGAAGCAAGGGAGUUCCUGCGCAGGAAAUUGAUUGGUCAAGAUGUCACAUUUGCCACUGAAAAGUCUGUCAACACAGCCAGAACAUAUGGAACUGUAUGGUUGGGAAAAGACAGGAAUGGCGAAAAUGUGAUUGAAACUUUGGUGUCCGAGGGUCUGGUAACUGUCAAGAAGGACAAUCGCAAUCCCACUGCGGAGCAACAACGAUUAGUAGAAUUGGAAAAUAUCGCGAAAGUCGCGAAGAAGGGAAAAUGGUCGGACUCGCCGAUACCCGAGCACAUCCGAGACAUCAAGUGGACCGUUGACGAUCCUCGAAAGUUGGUUGAAAAAUUUGGCAAGAAACCUAUCAAGGCGGUAAUCGAGUUCGUUUUCGAUGGUUCCACCGUGAAGGCUUUCCUUUUGCCUGAUUUCUACAACAUAACGCUGAUGAUCUCAGGCGUUCGUUGCCCCGGCUGGCCCAAUGGACGUCGCGAGAAUUCCAUUGGCGAUCCUUAUGCAGAUGAGGCCAGAUACUUCGUGGAAUCGCGACUUUUACACAGGGACGUUGAGAUAGUACUUGAGUCGGUCAACAAUAAUAACUUCAUUGGCAGCAUUAUUCAUCCUAAGGGAAACAUUGCUGAAAUUCUUCUGAGCGAGGGUUUCGCGAAAUGCCAGGAUUGGUCAAUCAGCAACAGUAGAUCUGGCGCGGAAAAGUUGUACCUCGCUGAGAAAGCUGCAAAGGAGGCUCGUUUGCGCUUGUGGAAAGACUAUAAACCGUCUGGGCCGCAAAUUGAAUUUACUGGCACCGUUGUGGAGAUCAUUAACGCGGAUGCGCUCAUUAUCCGAACGCAAAACGGAGAAAACAAGAAAGUAUUUCUGAGCAGUAUUCGACCGCCCACUCGUGAAAAGAGGAAUAUCGAGGACAGUAACAAUACUGCUCGACCGAAAGAUUUCAGACCUCUUUACGACAUACCGUGGAUGCUGGAGGCGCGAGAAUUUUUACGCGAGAAAUUCAUCAGGAAAAACGUAAAGGUGGUGGUCGAUUACACGCAACCGGCCAGAGAUAAUUUUCCAGAGAAGCUAUGCUGUACCGUAACCUGCGGUAAAACGAAUAUUGCAGAGGCAUUGGUCGCUCGAGGCCUUGCACGAGUGAUCAAGUACAGGCAAAAUGAUGAUCAACGUUCCUCUCAUUACAAUCUUUUGCAAGUGGCUGAAAGCAAGGCGGAAAAAUCGCAACAUGGACUGCAUGCGAAAAAAGACAUUCCAGUUCACAGAAUAGUGGAUCUCUCGAAUGAUCCCUCAAAGGCGAAAGCGUUCUUGACUUCGCUCAAACGAGCGCAGGGAAUCAGAGCAGUCGUCGAAUUUGUGACGAGCGGUUCGCGGUUGAAGCUCUAUCUUCCCAAGGAGGAUUACGUUAUCACGUUCGUGCUGGCUGGAAUCAGAACUCCGCGUUGUCAGAGAACAUUGCCCGGUGGUGGAGUAGUAAAAGCCGACGAAUAUGGCGAGAAAGCUCUCGCCUUCACUAAGGAACACUGUUUCCAACGAGACGUUGAGAUCAAGAUCGAAAACACCGAAACCAAGUUAAGCGGUUUUAUUGGUUGGUUAACGGUGAAUGACGUCAAUAUGUCUGUCGCUCUUGUCGAAGAAGGUCUGGCAGAGGUUGUAAAUUUCCCAGAUUCAGGAGAGCUCACAAGAACCCUCAAAGCUGCAGAAGAACGUGCAAAAACAAAAAAGCUCAAUAUCUGGAAAAAUCGCGUAGAAGCGCCAGUGGAGACCGAUAAGAUCGUGGACGAAAAAGAAGGACAAGAGCGAAAGAUCGAUUAUCAGAAGGUUGUGAUCUCUGAGGUUACCGACGAUUUACAUUUCUACGCUCAGUUUGUCGAUCAGGGUACUUUAUUGGAGAGUAUGCUUUUACAAUUACGCCAGGAGUUGGCUGCUAACCCACCGCUUCCCGGCGCUUAUAAACCGACCAGGGGAGAUCUGGCGGUUGCGAAAUUCAGCGGGGACGAUCAAUGGUAUCGUGUAAAAACAGAGAAGGUCUCCGGUACCAAUGUCAGUGUAUUCUACAUUGAUUAUGGCAACAGAGAGACCCUUAACGUUACGCGAGUCGCUGAUUUGCCUGCGCGCUUUGCGACCGAUAAGCCAUACGCCCACGAAUAUGCGCUGGCGUGCGUGACCCUUCCAAGCGAUACGGAUGACAAGAGAGCGGCAGUGGACGCAUUUAAAGAAGAUGUAUUAGAUAAAAUUCUGCUCUUAAACGUCGAAUACAAGUUAAGCAACAAUGUAAUUGCCGUAACGCUGGUGCAUCCCAGUACAAACGAAGAUAUCGGAAAGGGUAUUAUUUCCGAUGGAUUCUUGCAUGUUCAAAAGCAUCGAGAUAGGAGACUUACUAAAUUGAUCGAGGAAUACAAGAAAGCUGAGGAAGAUGCGAAGCACAACCAUCGCAAUAUCUGGAUGUAUGGAGACGUAAGGCCGGAAGACGAUGACAAAGAAUUUGGAUUGUAAUUCAUAUAAAUGCUCAAAUUUGGGAUAAGCAUUAUCAAUAUGGGGGAAAAGAAAAAAAAACAGAUCGUGUUAUUAAAAAAAAAAUAAGCAGCAUAAUAUACGAUUCUAUGUUCGCUAAACAUAGAUAAAAGUAACAAUGGCGAAUGUCGAUAUGAAAGCUACAUGUCGCGUUAAUCUCGACGCAAUAUCUCAUUUAUAUAAAAAGACAAUUGUACAUAACGAUUUUAAUAAUUUCUGUAAUACAAUGAACAAAGUGCGUGUGCAAGUAGUCGUUGAACGAGACUAUGCAGCCUUUGGUAUAUUACAUGUAUUUUCAUCGACAUGAACAUUUGUUAUUAUAACUUGGUGCCACAAAUACAAAUUGUUUGAGGACCUGAUAUCUUCAAUCCGAUAUGAAAUCUUUAAUGUGCAAUUCUACACGUUAAAUACACAUUCAAUCAUGUUAGAUACAUUAAUUGCUUUUCCUAUAGAUAAACAAUAGUCAUGUUUUACUCAUGUACGCGCUACUCUUUUCAAGUUUUUAUAUGCAAGGACGGUCAUGUAACUGUAGAAUUUGUAAUCGCAGAUUUUAAUCGGGCACUGAUAGUCAAAAACCGAAAUAAGGAAAAUUCAUAUCAACAGAAUAUCAAAGUAUUUUCAAUUAAUACUACACAUCGGUUCAUUUGGGUAAUACAUCUUUCAACAAUUUCACAGUGAUGCACGUGUGUACGCGCGCACGUGUACGAAUUCAGCAUAAUACAAAACGGGAUAUAUAGUAAUAAUAAUGUGAAGGAAGAAUUGUAAUAUUAUACUGUCUUUCUUGCCACAUCUCUUUCCGAAUGAAUUUCACAUUAUUCCUGUACAUUGCAUAAACGAGUUUCACAUUAAUGUACUUACAAGAAAUCAUUUAUGCACAGUUGUCCUACAAAUCAGUCCUACAAAUUGCAGUACAACAAAUAUAAAAAAAAUUUUAAUGUUUAAAAUAUAUUUACGAAACAAAUGUUAUCUACUGUGUGUUCGGGCGAAGUAACUCGCAAUUUUCUGUGGUACAAAGAAUAUAUAUGUAUAGAUUCUAUGUACCACAGAAGAGACUUGCAUGUUUAUUUUAUCAGAAUUACUAUACACAUAUAUUACAUUAUAGCGUAUCUUUAAUUUAUAUCACCUUUAACUAUGCUGGAAAUAAUUUUCUAAUUUUUUUAGACACUUUGUGAUGUGGAUAAUAAGUUUUGUGAUAUUUUGUUCGUUAUCACGUUAUCAUUGACUGUUGUAAAUAAAAUCCUAUUGAAUAUUUGAUAUACCGUACACACUGUAGGCUCAGAAAGGAAAAGAAAGACUUGUUUAAAUUAUAUUAAGAGUAUUACGCGAUUUUUUCCGAGGAUCCACAGGAUCUGCAGGAAUUUCUGUUACAUUGAUACACUUGACUCCUUUACAUUACUGUUAUAUGUAGCGAUAAUACUUUAUAUUUCGAAUAUUUUUCUCUUUCUGCAAUAAAAUAGAAUAUAUUGAACAAACAGAGAGUAACUAUGUUGUAGAAACGUCUGAAGCAAUGAUCAAGAAGUUUGAAUAAAUGCAAAAGGAAUGUUUUCCAA